AUGAAGUUGCAAAAUAUAGCCGUAUUCCUGCCCUUUUUGCCCGUUUUUCUGGGGUCUGCAGCAGGCCCAAGCCAGGAGGGCACAGACGGCUCGGAAAUGGCCAUCCCAAGCUGUUCCUAUUCUGAGGACGCCAGAGUGCCCGAGAAUGGUUUUUUAAGAAAGAAGAUUACGCAGGUGGAGAUAGAGCAGGACCUUUUAAUAGGAAAAAUCCAAACACUUCUAGAAGAAAGCAGGAUAAUGGAGAUUAAGUGCAUUCGCAUGAUGAAGCAGUAUUUCAAGGAGCGUGCGUUCAGCGGCCAUAGGAGCUGGAAAACCAGGAAAGCCAUAGUGUGGGGCAUUAAAAAAGCCAGCAGGCAAAGGGAGAAAAUGCGCCCCAUGCUGGAAGAAAUACUUGGAAUAUGCUUCAAGUGCCUGGCAAAGGAUGAGGGCCGCAUGAAAAGUGCGGUGGAAGGUGCAGAUCCCGAGUCAAUCGAGGGCUCCUCCUCAUCCUGCGGCUGCCUAAUCGAGAAAAACAGUGCCCAGGAGAAGGUAGUGCUUAUAGCUGCUCUAAGUGGAGAGAUAACAAGGCAUACAAUAAUGAAGAAUGUUUACAAAGCAAUCACCAAAAUACACUUGACUUACGUGAAAAUCGAAAACAAGUUCAACUCUCAGCUGCUAAGCACAAGAAACCCCGUAUGA
Molecule: messenger RNA, 678 nt
Organism: Nematocida major
Lineage: Eukaryota; Fungi; Microsporidia
Exons: 1
Coding region: 1-678 (225 amino acids)
Source: RefSeq, a predicted model, not a curated record